Messenger RNA from Pomacea canaliculata, 4890 nucleotides. RefSeq lists its product as uncharacterized. The transcript is spliced from 5 exons. The record is from RefSeq and is a predicted model, not a curated record. Gene Ontology annotation, cellular component: membrane. The coding region runs from base 389 to 3535 and encodes 1048 amino acids. Gene Ontology annotation, biological process: neuropeptide signaling pathway. Gene Ontology annotation, molecular function: G protein-coupled peptide receptor activity. Lineage: Eukaryota; Metazoa; Mollusca; Gastropoda; Architaenioglossa; Ampullariidae.
GCCACUCCGAAGAAGCACGUAGUACUCACGUGAAGCCUUUGCAAGUAUAGCUGGAGGCUAGCAAGAGGUCUCGGAACAUGAUCGACCAGCCAGCAGACUUCCGCUAAGAAACUACAGCCACGGUGCUUGCACGUACAGCGACCACCUGAUCAUGGAGCACGUUACGUCGUCUACGUGAAUGACGUCACCCAGUCUACAGGCAUAAUAAGCCUUCAGUGCCAUCCAAUACCAGGUCUACGAGUAGAAGGUUGGCAGUUGCAUCCGGCUUAGGGUCAGAUUGUGUAUCAAACAUCCACAACUGAGAUUUCAUUAUAACUUUUAAUGGGAUUCAGCACAGAAUUCAAGGUUCUCCUGUGACCUUUGCUGAGCGGCGGGAACCAAGUCUACCAUGAACAAUUUAGCCUACUCCAUGUUCGCUUCGACAGAGAGAGAUGUACUUAUCAAUAUGACGACCGAUGAUGACAUUAUCAUCAACUUGACGACAGACAGUAAUAUUGUCAUCAGUUCUACGACGUCGGACAUCACCUCCAGGUCCCUCGAUGACGUGGAGCGGUGGAUGCUGGGACUGAUGGGCGUAGUUGUGUGGAUAAAUGGAGUUGUAGGAAACAUCCUAAUACUAGUGACGCUCUACUGUCAGCCCCUGUUGAGAUCGACACACAACAUUUUCCUGGGCAACCUGGCUUUGGCGGACCUCUUCAUUGUCGGGUAUGGUCAACCAUUUUGGGUGGUAGACGUUAUUUCAGGUAUACAUCCAACUGUAAACUCUUGGCACUGCACCAUAAAUGGUUACCUAGGCUUUGUGUGCAGUGUGGCCAGCAUUGUCACACUUUGGACCAUUUCCUGUAACAGGUAUCUCAGCAUUUGUCACCAUGCCAUCUACCAAAGGCUUGUCAAUACCAAGAAAAGAGCGUUUCAGAUUUGCUUGGGACUGUGGAUAGGAUCUGCACUUUUUGGCUCAAUCCCUUUAUUUGGUCCUGGCAGUUUUGGAUAUGAAAGUGUGACCAGAACCUGUUUCUUAAAAAGGAAGGACCCAAACAGUCAAACUCACAUCGCCAUUACUGUUUGUGUUUUCAUUAUCAUGGUCAGCAUUGGGUUCUUCAAUGCGUCUAUCUUCAGGACUUGGUGGGAGAACAAGCAAAGAAUUGGCCUGUGGCAUUCAAAAUCAACUAGUAAUCAUGGUAACCUGGUGGAUGUGGAAACACGAGAAUAUAAAAUCGAGAGACCAGAGGAAGCUGCAGAGCAGAACAUCAGUAUGAAAAGAGAACAUGCCAGAUGCAGAACUAAGAAUCUGGUGAGUAUGCAAAAGAAAGUCCAGGUGAUGAAAACUAAUGAAAAUAUAGGACAAUGGCACAUGACAGAUGAGUUUAUGAAUAAUAUUGUGGUGCAAAAUAAUGUUAUGGCUGAACCCCAGAUUAUUAGGAAGAAUAUAAAGAGCAAACAUAUAAGCACAGGAGCCCAGACAAAAGCAAUAAACCACAUCCAGGACCAGGAACAUACCAGGACACACGUUUGCAGAGAGAAGAAAUCUUUAGAAUUAGAAGACAUUCCUACCAAUAACAAUGCCACAGAUGAGAGUGAAGAGCAAGAAGAGCAAUUAAAAGGCCAUGGAAAAUCCUCAGAGUGUGGAAGGCAGUUUGAAAGGAAAGAGCAUGUAAAAAGUGUGAGUGAGAUUGGGGAUCAAAGAGAGAGUCAUACAGAAAUAAGAGUUGCUCAUUCUGGUAACCAAGGGGUAAUGGUUGCUGAUGAACAGAAGCAUAGCAGUGAUCAGAAAACAAGCACAACCUCUGGAAAGAGAAUGAGUGAUGCUGUGGUAAUUUCUGUUUGUGAACUAGUGGCUCUUGUUGCUAACAAAGACAAAAUGAGGACAGCUAGUGAAUGCAACAUGCCUGAUGAAGAAAUGCUUGAUAGCUGUAGUGAAAAAGCAACUUGUAAUCCUUGCAAACGGCAGUUGUACAGUCCUUCUGAUGAAGGAAUACUUAUCAGUAAUUUAAUUACUGGUGGUAAGAUGCCAAGCUCAAGAACUGCAAAAGGGACAAAUAGUUUUAGUGACAAUGAAGCAAGACCUGGGAAUAAGCAGGGAAGGUGGAACAGUGAAUAUCAGAAGACAAAUAUUACUAAGAAACAAAAAGUAAUUACUGACAGCCAAAAAGAGAUACAUACUAUUCAUGAACAGAAGCAAACCACCACAAGCAAUCAGCAAUCAUGCUCUGGUCUUAAAAAGCAAAACGUGGUCAACAAUCUACACUUGGAAAGAAUCCCCCUAGGAUAUCUAAGGAAAUGUAUCUCUCAAGGACAAGAGGGAAGAAAUUUGUCUCUAAAGAAAGGUGAUUUAGAAGAAGAUAAGAACAUUGCUUCUAUUGAAAUUAUGACUAAGGUACAAAAUGGAAAUACUAUUGAAAACCAGGUGCAAGAUGGAAUUCAGGUGCAAGAGACAAACACUAGGCAGAAUGGAGCAAAAGACGAUGAACAGAGAAAAAGACUUAUAGAGAGAAAUGCAAAAAAGAGCAUGGAGAAACAGACUAAUAAUGAAGUUGAAGAAGCAGGUUGGAGCUGUGGAGAGUACAGUACAUCAAAUGAUGAUUUCAAGUACAAAGAUAAUGUUUAUCAUCAUUGCUGUGACUACCGAUGUAGAAAAAUCUGGCAUACUGACAGAUGUUCUGAAAAACUUGAAUCAGGUAAUGCUUCAGGAACAAGGAUCAAGAUUUCCAGCUGUUUGUGGGAACCAAAACCAGAAGACAAAUGUGAACAGACUAUUGGCAAAAACCAUCUGAGCAGAGAUGAAAAGCAACAGGAAGAAUCAGUAAAUCAGGAGCAACCUGAAGACAAUCAGAGACCAGUGAAAUGUGUAAGACUGAUACAGAGACAUAAAGCAUUAACAAUAAAUGAACAAAAUGACAAGCAUGUCGAAAGACAUACAGCAAACAAAAGAACAAAACCAGUCCAAUCAUAUGUGGAAGAAAUUUCCAGGGAAACAUUAGAUGGUAAGGAACAGAAUUUAGAAUCAUGGGACAGACAACCUAAUACAUUUGAAAAUUUGGUUGAACAGAAGCAAGAGCAGCAGAAAAUUAAACAAAAAUUAAUGAGAAUGACACAAGAACAGAUGGAGGAAAAGCCUCUGGCAAAGAAACAUAAGAAAGAAAGACCAAUAGAAGAAAGUCUGGCUGAAAGAAAUAAGAGAUUUAAAUGGUCAUUUUGGCAUAUUAACAAUACGAAAGAAACAGUAAGACAGAAAGAGGAAGAAAGAGGAAAACAGAUAACAUUUGCAGUGGCAGUGAAGCCAACUGACAUUGCUCUGAUGCGCUCUUUGUUGGCUGUGUAUGUGUGCCUGUUGCUUAUUUAUGCUGCUAUUGUUGUAGUUGAUGUUGCUCGAGCAAUCACUUAUGUACCACCUACUGUAACAGUGACUACCAACCUGCUGUUCUUUGUCAACAGCAGCAUCAACUGGCUCCUCUAUGGAGCCUUUAGCUACCAGUUCCGUCUUGCUUAUCGACGUCAGCUGUGUCAGUGGACUCAGCUUUGUUGUACAUGCACCUGAUUUUUCCAACCUGUUGAAACUGCUUGUUUUGUCACUGCUGGAUUUCCAUUUACCCUAAUUCUAGAUUACUGAGAUUGUGUAUAUUGUGCUAACAUCAAGUCUGUUGAACUAUAACCAUUUGCUGCAUUUUUUUAAUAAACAGUGUGUGUAGAGAUAGCUAUACUCAGUUUUUGUUUGAUUUAUAAUUUAUAUAUUAUAACAAACUUUCAACUUUACAUGCUGAGUUUGCUUGUUUCAUAUGUAAUAAUAUUACAAUCAUUAUCCUUUCCCAAGACUAUAACUGAUUUUUGCCCUGAUAUAACGCCUUAGUUGCUGGCUCGGUGUAAAAACACCAAUUACACCCCCACCCUAUCAUCUUCCCAAGACUGUUUUGCUUAAUAUUUUGCACAUUAAAUGUCUAUUUAGAUAUCUUUAUUAUUAUUUUAAAUGAUGUUAUUUUAAAGUCUUGUGCAGUCAGAGUGAAAAUAUUUCAGGAGUUUGUUAGCUGCUUAAAUGGCUUUGUGACAAUGAAUGAAAAUACUUUAUUGAACUGUAUUUAGCUGACUAUAUGAUAUCCUGUAGUAUUUAGGCUCCAUUUUAUUGUAUCAGCUAUGCUCAUCACCUGCAUAUUGAGGCCACGUAGCCUCAAUCAAUAAAAAUUUCUUUGUUCAUUCAUUCACUCUUUUCAGCUGAAUUCCACCCACAGCAUAAAUAAAAAAAGUCCAUAUGCAUGGCCUUCUGCUUGUAGGCGCUUAUCAUAGCCAUUCAGUGGCUGUGUACAUUGAGGGUAAAAUCCAGUUGGCUAAACCUUUGUAUUCCACUUUUCUGAUAAGAGGAAAAACAGAUGAUGCUGAUGUCCACAAAUUAAGACAAGGGAUCGAUUAUGAUUAAAUAAGUGUAUACAAGUUUAUUUUGGUUGGUUGGUUGGUUCAUCUGAAAAGAUCCAAGUGCUUCUGCAUGUGCUGAUUUCAUACUGAAGGGAUGGGGGAUGUGUGUGGGGGAAAAGGUCAUUGCAUGUCUGUAAUGAGACCAUGCAAUUAGUGUGCAAGUAGGGCUGAUACCUUUCUUGCCACUUAGAGCUCCUCACUUGAGUGCCUGGCGACCUUGCCACUAGUGUAGAAUAGUACUAUCAAAAUUGUAGGUGUUGUGCUAUUUUGAAAUGUUUGUUUCUUGGACUGAUCGAACUACUUCAUUUAGUUUAUUAAUACAUAUUUUAAAAUUGAUUUCACCAACCUUCAAGAAUCUUGUUCUGCAAUAUAUUUAAAAUAUUCUGCUCAAUUUUUUUUUUAUUAUGAAAAAUAUUUAUAGACUACUAUUUAUUUUUUCUUAUCCUUUAAAAAGUUCUCUUUAAGGCUUUUGCUUUCCUUUGCUGUCAU